UCAAAUACACGUCGCCAGCCGCUAGUUGGCUAACGGCAGCAACCGAAAGCAGAGGAGCUUUGUCGUCCGGGUUACUUCACCUGGCACACGCACUUAACCAGCCUCAACCUGGGACUCAAAUAAUCCAAUACAAGACGUCGAAACUACGGGGAAGUGAGGGUAGUCGAAGGACAGUUGUUAGGCGAAAAGAAGCUGCAUAAAAUCGGUAGCUAUCUUUGUUACCAACUCCGCGCAUACGUAGUUUUAGCUCGCUAGCUAACUACGCUAGCUCCCGAAGAAAGGCCGUCGAGUUGGCCCAGCGUCAAUUAUUUAAGAGCUAGCGGAAUCACACUGGCAUACCACGGUUGCCCCUCACUGCUUGGAUCGGAAAACCUUCUAAUCAAACACAACAUCGAGAGAGGAUGGCUCUGAAAAGGAUCCACAAGGAGCUUAAUGACCUGGCUCGUGACCCUCCAGCACAGUGCUCAGCUGGCCCAGUGGGUGAUGACAUGUUUCACUGGCAAGCCACAAUCAUGGGACCUAGUGACAGUCCAUAUCAGGGAGGUGUUUUCUUCUUGACAAUUCAUUUUCCAACAGACUACCCCUUCAAACCACCCAAGGUUGCUUUUACGACAAGAAUUUACCACCCAAAUAUUAACAGUAAUGGCAGUAUCUGUCUGGAUAUUCUCAGAUCACAGUGGUCUCCUGCACUUACUAUUUCUAAAGUUCUUCUCUCCAUUUGCUCACUCCUAUGUGACCCAAACCCUGAUGACCCACUAGUGCCAGAGAUCGCACGAAUCUACAAAACAGAUAGUCAAAGGUACAAUAAACUAGCUCAGGAGUGGACAACCAAGUAUGCCAUGCUUUAGGAUACACCAGAAUGGCAAAAGACUGGACACACAAAUACGCUAUGUGAUGGCAUCAUUUGGAAAGCUGGUGGAAAAUGUUGUUGCUGGUUCAAACAAAACAAAAAUCCGGGAUUCUGUGUUUCUUUUUCACUUUUGUUUUUCUUUUCUUUCUUUUUUUUGGUUAAUCGGAGCAUUUCACCCCCUCCUUUUUCCACCUGCGCGCUCAUAAGAAGAUAGUGUUUUCUCUCUAGGACAUGUGCCAGUUUCUGUGAUGUUUUGGACUCUCAUUUUGUACGGAGUAAAAAAAAUAAAUUAUAAA
Molecule: messenger RNA, 1146 nt
Organism: Etheostoma spectabile (orangethroat darter)
Lineage: Eukaryota; Metazoa; Chordata; Actinopteri; Perciformes; Percidae
Product: ubiquitin-conjugating enzyme E2 D2
Exons: 8
Coding region: 402-848 (148 amino acids)
Source: RefSeq, a predicted model, not a curated record